Molecule: messenger RNA, 2650 nt
Organism: Coniophora puteana RWD-64-598 SS2
Lineage: Eukaryota; Fungi; Basidiomycota; Agaricomycetes; Boletales; Coniophoraceae
Product: DUF590-domain-containing protein
Exons: 5
Coding region: 63-2513 (816 amino acids)
Biological process (GO): chloride transmembrane transport
Cellular component (GO): cortical endoplasmic reticulum
Molecular function (GO): chloride channel activity
Source: RefSeq, a predicted model, not a curated record
CCAUCCACCCACUCCUUCGUUUCUUCAUCACUGACCGCGACCAUCAAUUGUAGGGGACGACCAUGCCACCACAAGUGGACGUCGUCAUUGUCUUCCGGUCUACGCCCAAGGGCGCCGCACUAUCCAAGAAUGAGCUCAAGGAAAACGCCGCUAAAGCCGAGAAGCAGUAUUCGGUCCUCGUCGACACGCUCACGCGUGCGGGGCUCAAGGCAGUAGGGCGCCGGGGAGAGAAUCAAGGCCAGUUGCUCGUGCUCGUCACCUGCCCACAGAACCUGCUCGCCACGCUCGUCCACAGGGAAAGGCAAUCCGACUUCCUCUAUGGCCUCCCGAUGGCAAACCUUCCUGCUUUCUCGGACGACUUUGACACCGCACCCCUUACACCUGCCGAUCGUCUGCGUCUCGUACAUGCAUUCAUCACCUCCACCCCGCAGGAUGGCGGGCUCGGCAUCAUUCCCCUAUGCAAAGAGUGGGACCUUGUCGAGUCUGUCAUGGUUCUGCACGACCCCCUUUUCAACGAACAAUGGAUCCACCUGUGGACGCGGAAUCGGAUAGCGACGGUGCAGCUGGACAGAAUUAGGUCUCAGUUUGGAGACUCCGUCGCCCUCUACUUUCACUUUCUCGAAGCAUACACCCGUGCGCUUGCCGUCCCCGCCGCGCUCGGGUUUGCCUUCUAUUUCCUUGGCACGCCCUACUCCGCGCUCUACUCCUCCCUUCUGCUCCUCUGGUCGAUCGGCUUCGUCGAGUGGUGGCGCCUCCAGGAGCGCAAACUCUCGGUGCGCUGGUGCACACGCGGCUCUGCACGUGUCGAGCGCCGGCGCGCGGACUACGUGCCCGGCUUCCCGUGGUGGAAGCGCGAGUUGCGCAUCGUGGCUAGCAUCCCUGUCAUAUUGCUGUUUGCGAGCGUGCUUGCUAUCAUACUCACGGUGAUCUUCAUUCUCGAGGCGUUUGUGACGCAGCUAUAUACGGGCCCGGGGAGCAAGCUCGUCUCGUUCAUGCCGACCGUCCUCUUCAUGGCGAUCGUCCCGCAGAUCCUCAACAUCUACAGGGUGCACGCGACACGCUACACCGACUGGGAGAACCACUCGCACCAGUCCACGCACACCGCCUCGCUCACCAUCAAGGAGUUCGCGCUCGCGGCGAUCAACGCCUAUCUCGGGCUCGCCCUCUCCGCGUUCGUCUACGUCCCCUUUGGUGAAAGCGUGAUGACGGCCGUGCACCAGACGCUCCUCUCGGACCGCGGCUCCGCCAUUCUCCAGCGGCUCAACAUCGAUCUGAACCAGACGCUCGGGUUCGGGAUUGGGCAUGGGAACGUCACUGCUGCGAAGCCUCCGCUUCAGGCGGGCGAGCAUCACCACCACCAUGCGGACGCGCAUCAUGCGUAUUGGGAGGUGGACGGUGCGAGCGCGCGGCAGAAGCUGAAUCCGUCGAGGCUGCAGGAGCAGAUGUUUGCGUUUACGGUCACGAAUCAGGCGGUGAAUACGUUUAUGGAGAUCGGGCUGCCGUUCGUGAUGCGCGCUGUGGACUCGUUUCGCAACGGAAAGGGGCUCAGUGGGCACGGCGGCGGCUCUCGCGGGGGGUUGGGUAAGGGGCAGAAGAAGAAGCGGGUUGCGUUUGAGAAGGAGGGCGCGGAUGGUGAAGAGGGCAAGGGGAAGCGCUCGCCGAGCCAGGACGCGCGGGGCAAGGAGGAGCGGGAGUUCCUCGAAAGAGUCAGGAGCGAGGUGGCAUUGCCUGAGUAUCAGGUUUUCACGGAUUAUAGCGAGAUGGCGACACAGUUUGGGUAUGUGGCGCUGUGGUCGACGAUUUGGCCACUUGCACCUGUGAUGGCAUACGUGAACAACUUUUUCGAAGCACGUUCGGACGCGUUCAAGAUCACCGUGCACACCCGCCGUCCAGUCCCGAUCCGCACAGACACGAUCGGCCCGUGGCUCGACGCGCUCACGUUCCUCACCUGGCUCGCCGCCCUCACGAACUCGGCUCUCGUCUACCUCUUCCGUCCGCCGAGCCACCGCCAAGCAGGGCCGGACGCGUUCGGCACCGCGCUCAACAGCGACGAUCUCUCCGCAGCCGGGACUGGGCCUGCAGUAGACGCAGCGCCCGGCCACCACCACCACGCACACGGACAAGACUCGGGCGCAGCACUCGCUGGGACGCGCGAGCUGCUCGUUUCGGCGCUGUUGGUAUCGCUCGUGGCGUCGCACGGGUAUAUUCUCCUGCGGAGUCUGAUGCGGCACUUGCUCGAGCGCGCGAUAUGGACGGGCAGCGAGGAGGAGCGAACUGCGGAGAGGGUCGAGCGGGAGAUCAAGGAGAAGUAUGUGGGUAGUUUGGCGGGGCGGAGCGCUGAGGGCGAGGGCGAGGGCAGGAAUGUGGGGUUGGAGGACGCAAGGAAGGAUGUGGAUGAUGGGGCGCCGAAUGUGGAUGAUGAUGGAAAGGGCGGACAGGGUGGGGAGUGGAGUGGGUUUUGGGCGACGGAUGAGGGGUUGGAUGAGAUUCAGAAGUUGGUCAAGGAGGAUUGAGCGCGGACACUGGUAUGGGUGGCGUUCUUGUUUGAACAGGUUGAGCAAUUACUUUGGUCGCUGGUUGGAGUGAUGAUGAUGUUGCUCCUGUGUGGACAGUUCCGUAGAGAUCAACAAUGUAAACUCACAUGAACCUG